AUGGAAGGGUCGUCGUCAUGUACGCCGCUCUCAGCCCACUCGAGGAUUGACUUGGCUCCGCCUUCAUUCUCUUGGCCCCAUCAUCACCGUUUCUCCGCCAAAUUCUCUGCAUCCGUUGACUGCCGCCGAAAGAUCCCCUUCCUGUACCCAAAUCGCCCUGUCUCUCUCACUAUAAAUACACCCAGCAUUUCUGCUCCUUUACGUUCCUUUGGUAGCACUUCUUCGUCUUACUCGGGCAUUUUAAUCUCACCCAGAAGGUCCUUCAAUUCUCUUAAUCUAUCAUCAUCUCGAAAGCGAUCUGUGCUAGUAAUAGCGGCGGUGUUCGAACGGUUCACGGAGAGAGCAAUUAAGGCAGUGGUGUUCUCCCAAAGGGAGGCCAAGGCUCUGGGGAAGGACAUGGUGUUUACGCAGCAUCUUUUGCUGGGUUUGAUCGCCGAGAGCCGCGCUCCGGAUGGGUUUCUUUGUUCUGGCAUCACCAUUGACAUGGCUCGCGAUGCGGUUCGCAGCAUUUGGCACAAGGAUCAAAGUAGUGAUCAGAAUUUGGCUACUUCGGAGUUAUUUUCAGCCAGUGAUAUCCCAUUUUCUAUUAGCACAAAGCGGGUGUUUGAAGCAGCAGUUGAGUAUUCAAGGACCAUGGGUUAUAAUUUCAUUGCGCCUGAGCAUAUUGCUAUUGGCCUUUUCACUGUUGAUGACGGCAGUGCAGCUCGUGUCCUCAAGAGGUACGUUGUUGUGCAUUUAUCCUAG
Molecule: messenger RNA, 744 nt
Organism: Thlaspi arvense
Lineage: Eukaryota; Viridiplantae; Streptophyta; Magnoliopsida; Brassicales; Brassicaceae
Source: the annotation of a GenBank genome assembly